Molecule: messenger RNA, 4893 nt
Organism: Schistocerca nitens (vagrant locust)
Lineage: Eukaryota; Metazoa; Arthropoda; Insecta; Orthoptera; Acrididae
Product: arylalkylamine N-acetyltransferase 1-like
Exons: 5
Coding region: 148-876 (242 amino acids)
Molecular function (GO): N-acetyltransferase activity
Source: RefSeq, a predicted model, not a curated record
UCAUUUCUUCCGUUGUCAGCACUGCUACAGAAGACGCGGAGAUUACAGACUCAUUGUUUCUGCCUGCUACGCUCGACGAGUGCCGAAGGAAAAGUUACUACUCUAGAUUUGUCUUUGAGAGUGGUAGCUCGCAGUGCUACCUGCAACAUGCCCUCGGUGUCCUACGCCAUCCGGCAGCUGAUGGCUAGGGACAGCCCACAGCUGGUGGACUUCCUGCGUCGGUUCUUCCUGAGGGACGAGCCGCUCAACGCAGCCAUGGGUAUCAUGGCCAACGGGCGACAGUCCUGGCCAGAGCAAGAGCGCUUCCUUCUCGAGCCUCUGUCCCAAGGUGUUUCUUUGCAAGCAGUCGAUACCAUGAGUGGCAAGAUUAUGGGAGUCUUCAUAAACCACUUGCACCAACCUGGACAUGAAGGGGAGGCUGUCAGAGAGGUUGAGACCUGUCCAGAUCCAGCCUUCCGUGAGAUCCUGCGGUUCACCACCUCUGUUGAUCUCCAGGUGUCUGAGAAAUUGCGUGCACUGUUCCCUGAUGUACACCUUCACCGGUUGGAGAUUGUAGCUGGGUCUGUCGACCCAGCUGCCAGGAAUUGUGGAAUUGGCGUUGCCCUCGUCGAGCACACCAAGCAACUGGCGAAGGAUCAAGGUAUACCACUGGUGAGAGUUGACUGCUCCAGUGUGUUCUCUGCAAAGGGCAUUGAACGUUGUGGAUUCCAAAAGAUCUUUUCCAUCAGAUAUGACUCUUAUAAAUGUGAUGGGAAAGUACUUUUCCCUCCUACAAAAGAGUCUGGUGAUGAGUACAUUACCUAUGUCAAUAGGAUAACUCCUAGGCCACAUGUUAUCCCUUUACAUGCAGCUGCUAACAUGCAGUGCCAUAUUUGAAUGAUACACAGACGUUUAACUUAUCUCUUUAGAGGCCACAUACUGAGCUGACUUUCUUUUUGUUAUUGGGAUUUACCUGGCUCCAAUGAAAAAUUAAAAAAAAAAAAUCACAUUUACUAAUUCAAUUGUCAUCGGAUCUCUAGAUUGCCAAGGCAGUUCAGGCAGUAACUCAUGUAUGAUGAUUUUUGUAAAGUAAAUUUGUUUGAGUAGUAGGUUUUACAUAGAUAGAUAAUCUAUUGAAUAGUUGUAUCCCAAGUGAUAACAUUACGACAGUGUAUAAGUUCAUAGCAUUUUUCCAUAAGUUUACUAAACACAACAGAUGCUUGUAACAGAGACUUGUCAUCAAUAAUAUAUCCUCCUACACUAUUUACAACAAUCUGCCAAUGCUAGGGUACAUUUUUGCUUCCACAACUUCAGAAAUCAUAUGGUAUUGAGGCGAAGAACAUGUCAAAUCGUGUUUGGAGCACAUUUGCAUCUGGAAAGGAAAUUGCUUGAAGGUAGUUUGAUAGAGAGCAAGAAGGGUGAGGGCGCAAGAGUGGGUGAAUAAGAUGGCUGAAAAAUGACUUACCAACCCAACUCUUGUAUAGCAUUUGCUGCCAGUCUAGCAGAAUCCAAGCAGGCAUCGUAGUGGAGUAACAUCACUUCACUCAGUCUUCAUGGUUGUCGUUCUCGGACUAUAUCUGCAAGACAUUAAAGUUUUUGACAAAGACAAUAAUAAUAAAGGUUACACCUCAGAGAAGCAAUUCAUAGUACACCACACCAUUUCUGUUCCACUUUAUCUUUUGUAGACGUGCACAGGUCUUUGUACAGGGAGUUCUUGCUUCAUUGGGGCUCCACCUUUCCCUUCCUUUCUUUUCCUUACGUUAGCAUGAAGACACAUUUCUCAUCACAGAAAUGAUACAUGAUAGGAAUAGUCAGUGUUGUUCAUGAGCCAAUUGUGAUGAAGAGGCAGAGAUGCACAUACCGCUAGCUGCUGGUUUUUAUGACUUUGGAUUAGAGCAUGUGGUACCUAUACAGGAGAUUUUGAAACUUUCCCACCACAUGCAAGUGUUGCACAAUGAUGGAAUGAUCAAUUAUUGACAUUUGCCAUUUCUUGAGUACACUGAUGUGGAUCAUUGUGGAUUAAUGCAUUUAAAUGAUCUUCAGCAAACCCUAAAGGUCUUUCUGAAUGCGCAGAGUCUACAUCUACAUCUACAUCCAUACUACGCAAGCCACCUGACGGUGUGUGGCGGAGGGUACCUUCAGUACCUCUAUUGGUUCUCCCAUAUAUUCCAGUCUCUUAUCGUUCGCCUCUGUGUGGGCUCUAAUCUCUCUGAUUUUAUCCUCAUGGUCUCUUCACUAGAUAUACGUAGGAGGAAGCAAUAUACUGCUUGGCUCUUCGGUGAAGGUAUGUUCUCAAAACUUCAACAAAACAUCCACUGGAGUUUAUCUAUCAUCCUUAACGCAUUUGCGAUUACUACAUGAUCCUGUAAUGAAGCGCGCUGCAGUCUUCCUCUGUGAAACUGCUUUGGAAAAGACAUUUAGUAUUUCAGCCUUUAGUGUGUCAUCCUCUGUUUCAGUAUCAUUUUGGUCACAGAGUGUCCGGACAUUUUGUUUUGAUCCACCUACCGCUUUCAUAUAAGACCAAAAUUUCUUACGAUUUUCUGCCAAGUCAGUACAUAGAACUUUGCUUUCGAAUUCAUUGAACGCCUCUCGCAUAGCCCUCCUCACACUACAUUUCACUUCGUGUAAUUUUUGUUUGUCUGCAAGGCUUUGGCUAUGUUUAUGUUUGCUGUGAAGUUCCCUUUGCUUCCACAGCAAUUUUCUAACUCGGUUGUUGUACCACGGUGGCUCUUUUCCAGCUCUUACGAUCUUGCUUGGCACAUACUCAUCUAACACAUAUUGUAGAUGGUUUUGAACUUUGUUCACUGAUCCUCAACACUAUCUGUACUUGAGACAAAACUUUUGUGUUGAGCCAUCAGGUACUCUAAAAUCUGCUUUUUUUCACUUUUGCUAAACAGAAAAAUCUUCCUACCUUUCUUAAUAUUUCUAUUUAGGCCUGAAAUCAUCGAUCCAGUAACCGCUUUAUGAUCGCUGAUUCCCUGUUCUGCGUUAACUGUUUCAAAUAGUUCGGGUCUGUUUGUCACCAGAAGGUCUAAUAUGUUAUUGCCACGAGUCAGUUCUCUGUUUAACUGCUCAAGGUAGUUUUCAGAUAAAGCACUUAAAAAAAUUUCACUGGAUUCUUUGUCCCUGCCACCCACUAUGAACGUUUAAGUCUCCCAGUCUAUAUCCGCCAAAUUAAAAACUCCAGCCAGAACUAUAACAUGGUGGGGAAAUCUACUCGAAAUAUUUUCCAAAUUAUCCUUCAGGUGCUCAGCCACAACAGCUGCUGAGCCAGGAGGCCUAUAGAGACAUCCAAUUACCAUGUCUGAGCCUGCUUUAACCGUGACCUUCACCCAAAUUAUUUCACAUUUCAGAUCUCCAUCAGUUUCCAUCGAUAAUAUUGCACUUUUUAUCACUAUAAACACGCCUCCCCCUUCACUGUCCAGCCAUCUCUGCAGUAUACAUUCCAAUCUGAGUUUAGGAUUUCAGUACUGUUUACAUCUGGUUUCAGCCAUCUUUCGGUCCCUAGUACUAUGUGGGCAUUGUGACCAUUUAUUAAUGAGAGCAGUUCUGGGACCUUUCUAUAGAUGCUCCUGCAGUUUACUAUUAGCAGAUUAAUAUUGUUAUUCCCUGUUGCAUUUUGCCUACUCCUACCUUGCCGCAUCUCAGGAGGCAUCUUCUCGGGCCUAGGGAGGGAAUUCUAUAACCUAAAAAACCCACAUGUGCACUCCACACGUACUCCGCUACCCUUGUAGCUACUUAUUGCAUGUAGUGCAUGCCGGCAAGAGUGAUUGGUGCUGACAUGAGCAACAAUUUGCAGUCGGGUGCACCUAGUGCUCUCUAUCGCCGCCAGAAGGGCCUCCUCCACAUCUCGGAUGAGAUCCCCUGGCAAGCAGACAGAGUGAACACUGGCCUUCUUCCCCGACCUUUCCGCUAUUUCCCUAAGGGGCUCCAUCACUCGCCUAACGUUGAAGCUCCCAAUAACUAAUAAACCCCUCUCCCCGUGUGCCUGCUCGGAUCUUGCUGAAGGAGUGGCCACAUGUCCACUCACAGGCAGAGCGGGUGAUGCCACAUGGCCAGCCUCCACAUUGACCCUCCACCUCAUGCGCCGCGAAUGCCGCUGAACCCGCCACUCCCCUUGGGGAGAGGGUGGCCCAACCACGGCCGGUACCCGCGAAGAUGUCUCAACAGCAGGGACACCAUGUAACACCUGGGGUGUACCAUGUGACGCACCAGACUCACCACUGCCGCUACACUCCGAGGCAGCAGCUUGAAGACGGCUGACCACGGCCAUCAACAUGUUCAGCUGUUCGUGAACAGUGGCCAGCUCCUCUUGCAUCUGUACACAGCAGUCACACAUCCUAUCCAUCCUAAGAAAUCAAUUUACUGUAGAGAGUUAAUUAACUUUUAACUAGACUGCUAAUUCACUAAAAGUGGCUGAUAGUUGACUAUACUGUGGUUACUAGACACUUCUUGUAGAAAUGAAUGAAAAUAGCACUACCUGUCUCUGGACUGUAUUCAAUCUAAUGUAUCAAUGAUCCUUCUUAAAAUGAGAAAACUAUUUUCUUACCAUGGUCUGUCCAAUGGCAUUAUCCACAUACAUGGUGCAAAUGUUUCUGGUUCAUUUGCUAUCACCAUUUUACUGAUCUUGAACAGAAGCAUAUGUUGGAAAUGUUCUGAUUUCUCCAUUUGGCAUUUCAUUUUCUAGUGUGUAUAGCUCCACUCACUAUCUCAAAAUGACAAAUUGACAAUAUGUAAACUCAAACAGCAACAGUGAACAAGAAAGAAAAAAAUAAUGGCUGGUAAAUAAACUCAUAACAACUGAAUUAAUAAUGUGCAAAACAAAAACACUAUGAACUUAUGCGCAGAAUAUUUUUUUGUACAUAUUUGUAUUGAAGUGUCACCAUUUACCCUUGUACUUUAACCACACAGACU